Eremothecium gossypii ATCC 10895 is the source of this 1653-nucleotide messenger RNA. RefSeq names its product Roy1p (gene ROY1). Lineage: Eukaryota; Fungi; Ascomycota; Saccharomycetes; Saccharomycetales; Saccharomycetaceae. The record is from RefSeq and is marked provisional. The coding region runs from base 1 to 1653 and encodes 550 amino acids. The transcript has a single exon.
AUGCUUGAUAAGAAUGAGCAAGAGGUAAUCUUCAGGAAUGUCGCAAAGUUUUUAACACAGAAUGACCUUACCAGCCUUGCUUUAGUGAAUAGGUGGUUUAAUGCGAAGAUAGCUAUUCCAGGACUCUACAAAAACAUUAUAAUAUGUAGAGAUCCAGUUUUGCGAAGUGGGGAAUGGUUUCUAGACUGUGGCACCAGUUACAUUGCUGGAUUUCGUGCGGUGUCUAAAACCUUCGAUCAAAACGAUAUCUUUGUCUAUGAUAGAGUGCGACGCCUUACUGGUUCUUCUCACCUCGACAAGAUCCGUACCCUGGUAAUAGAGUCGGAUACUUUCCAUGACAUGGAAAAUGGGCGGAUUGUUUUGCAGGAACUUCUUGAUGCUGUCAUAGAAACAGGUGUCAUUGAGCAUUUGUAUAUUCGUGACCCUGUACUGUUCGAAGCGAACUAUUGCCAAUUAUUCAGUCUCUCGAGACUGCAGCAUCUAGAGAUAACAAAUAUGAAGGAUUUGGCGCGUAUUUCGGAUGCUUCGAUCAAGACAGUGAAGUCGUUACAGCUCACCCUAAGGGAGCCUUCUUUUGAAUCCGGUGCAGUCCCACCAGAAGUUACAAGGGCCUUCUUUCCAAAGAUUGAGAAGCUGACUAUCCAGGACAAUGAAUACUCCAGUCUGCGGGUGUUGCAGUAUUUCGAUUCGGAGGGCAUCACGUUUUGCAAUCUUAAGGCCUUAAAGUUUAAUCAUGUUCACGGACUUCAUGACUAUAACAAAACAUUGCGCGAACUAACGUCAUCAUAUAUUAUCAAAACGAUACCACUUGAAAAUAUUCAGAGGUUAGAGAUAGAAGUUUCUUGUUGCAUUAAAGGAUGCGAAUGCUUUGAUAACUUCUUGGUCGAGCUGGCAUCGGAACCUUUGAACUUGCGGGAGUUGUCCUUCAUCGAAAAAAGAUUUGGAGCCAUCACCCACCUUGAAGCAGAGAAUUGGGAUCUGGCAGUGUGCAAGUUUCUUCUUAGUCUCCCAUCAAUAUCUGUCAAUCUCAAAGCGCUCAGCAUUCGGCAUAGCGCACCAGCAGAUGGUAUAAUCGAGGAUGCAGUAGAGGGUAACUACUUGAGAAGAAGGACUCUUUACGCAGAAGUGCUCCCUCACCUGAGAGCACUGACCACAUUGAUUGCCCCUACUAUCCUUCAUACGUUAUCUGCUUACGAAACACUAGUCUGCGACCUGCUCUGGAACGGGUGCGAGUGCCAUUUCUGCGCUGAUGUUCUGGGCGUGUUCGACCGUUACCUAAUGAAUCACCAGUACUACUCACGCUCUGCGGGCACCUACAAGGACAUAACCCCAUCCAUAUUUUUUGCAUUUGCUUCAGAUGCUCUUUCCCGCCGUUGCUCACCGGCAUCUGGGUGGGACCUUGACGUGCUGACACAAGCUCCCUUCGGCCAUCUCUGGGAUAUGCACGGGUACCAGAAUAUAGCUCACUUUCCAGAUUUUGACUGCCUCUACGACGUAUCUACAUUCGGGUAUCUGGCCGUUUGCAUAACUCACUUUCUCAAUCAGUAUAUGGACGAUAUCACAGGUUGUCUGCCAAGCUUGAGGUCAUGCUACCUGACUGGAAUCUACUACACCUGCAACAAGUCAACAAAAUAUAAAUCAAUCUACGAAUAA